Molecule: messenger RNA, 426 nt
Organism: Racocetra fulgida
Lineage: Eukaryota; Fungi; Glomeromycota; Glomeromycetes; Diversisporales; Gigasporaceae
Source: the annotation of a GenBank genome assembly
AUGGAUGGACCAAUGGUCGCGUUUGUUUAUCAAGAUCUCUCCGAAACAUCUGAUAGUACUCUUGGCGAAUUUGAAGAAAACAACACUUAUAUACUUCUUUGGAAAUCAUCUCAAAUUGAUUCUACAUAUCAAAAAUAUAACCUCUUGGCACAUUGUGAUUCAUUACUUGAAUGUUUUUCUGAUAUAUUUGCAUUUUAUCAUCUUCAUCAAGUAACAUUAAAAAAGAGACAUUUAUGUAUCAACAAGUCUAUUGGAAAAUUACUUCCACUUCUUAUCGAUACACCAAUUAUGAUGGAAGAUAUGAAUGAGUCCCUUACUAAAAAUAAUCAAUACCUUCGUGUAUUGGAUGCUAGGGUCGUUUAUGGUGAAAUGAGCAAAAAAGAUAGAGUAUUGAUUGAAGUCUUGGUGCAAAAUCUUACUUGGUAG